AUGGCAUCGUUCUCGUACAACGAGGGUGACCACACGGUGACUUUCGGUCCGGGAAAUCUCCUCGGCAACAUCUCCGAGAAGCUUCUACCUCUCAAGCGGGUUAUGGCAUACGGUGAAGUAGCCGUCAUCGGCACGGGUGGCCACUUGACCAUUGGAGGUCUCGGAACGCUCAGUCGCCAGCUGGGCGUCGGAGCUGAUCAAAUCGUGUCAGCGCAAUGUGUGCUCGCAAACGGCACCGCAGUGACAGCUAGUGCAACCACGAACCCCGACUUGUACUUCGCCAUCCGAGGCGCCGGUUUCUCUUUCGCUAUUGUCACAGAGUUCACCAUGAAGACUGCGCCCGCGCCGACCGAGAUCACCAAGUACGCGUACACCAUCGCGGCCGACGACGCAAAUGCCUUCGCAAGCACGUUCCAAAAAUGGCAGAAGUUUGGCACGCAGAAGAAUCUCGACCGCCGAUUCUCCAGCACCAUGACUCUCAGCCAGGGCUCGAUGGUCAUCAACGGCAACUUCUACGGGCCCAAGUCCGACUUCGAUAAGCUGAACGCGCAGUCUAUCCUUCCUGCUAAUACUUCAUCCGUCGUUGUGGACAUCACCGUUGGCGAGCUUCCGUUCCCAGGACUCGGCGAACCAGACCUGACAGCCAGCGGCAGCUUCCCCAUCCCCUUCUAUGCUAAGAGUGUCAAGACGCCCAGUCACAAACUGCUGUCGGACGAAGCCAUCAAAUCCAUGUUCUCCUACAUCAAUGGCACUGAGAAGGGAGCGCCCGUGUGGCUCGUCAUUUGGGAUCUCGAAGGUGGAGCCAUCGCCGAUGUGCCGCAGACCGCUACCGCAUACUGGCACCGCGACGCCGCCUACUUCAUGCAGAGUUAUGUCGUCAAUCUUGGAGGACCUGUCACCGACGCGUCCAAGACGUUCUUGUCUGGCCUUAGCAGCUUGGUGCAGAAGGAGACGUGCGAUCAAGGCGCGUACCCAGGCUACGUCGAUCCUGAACUUGCGGACCCUCAGCAGGCCUACUGGGGCGGCAAUGUGCCUCGCUUGCAGCAGAUUAAGGCGGCAGUUGAUCCUGAUAAUGUCUUCCGCAAUCCUCAGAGUGUGCCGACUCAACACCAGGCUCAACAGCGUCGUCAGGUUUUCGUAGGGUCAGCGGUACAAUCCUACGCAGCGCAGUUUGGUCUGUUGGUUUCCUGCAUUCUAUUGGCGGCGAUCUUGUAUAUUUGA
This is a messenger RNA of Alternaria ventricosa, 1221 nucleotides long. RefSeq lists its product as uncharacterized. The transcript has 2 exons. The coding region runs from base 1 to 1221 and encodes 406 amino acids. The record is from RefSeq and is a predicted model, not a curated record. Gene Ontology annotation, molecular function: oxidoreductase activity; FAD binding. Lineage: Eukaryota; Fungi; Ascomycota; Dothideomycetes; Pleosporales; Pleosporaceae.